Strongyloides ratti is the source of this 468-nucleotide messenger RNA. RefSeq names its product Homeobox protein Nkx-3.1. Lineage: Eukaryota; Metazoa; Nematoda; Chromadorea; Rhabditida; Strongyloididae. Gene Ontology annotation, biological process: regulation of transcription by RNA polymerase II; cell differentiation. The record is from RefSeq and is a predicted model, not a curated record. Gene Ontology annotation, molecular function: DNA-binding transcription factor activity, RNA polymerase II-specific; RNA polymerase II cis-regulatory region sequence-specific DNA binding. Bases 1 to 468 code for a protein of 155 amino acids. Gene Ontology annotation, cellular component: nucleus. The transcript has 3 exons.
AUGGAAGAAAGGAAUUUUAACAAUAUAAAAAUUCAUAAUCAAAAAAAGGAUUAUUUUAAUCAUCCAUUUUCUAUUGAUAAUUUACUACAAAUAUGCAAUCCUAUUAAAUCUCUUGAAAUAUUUUCAAGUGGAAAUUCAUCUAAUCAAAAUAAUUUUUCAAAUGAACAUAAAGAACAUACAAUUUCAGGAGAAAAAAAGAAAAGGCACAGAUCAACUUUUACAGCAACACAAAUUAGAAUUCUUGAAUAUGAAUUUAUGAAAUCACGUUAUAUAUCUACAGAACACCGAUCCAGACUAGCAAAUUUUUUAGGAAUAAGUGAACAGCAAAUAAAAAUAUGGUUUCAAAACAGAAGAUACAAAACUAGACUGCUGUUUUUAAAUAAAAACGAAAAUAAUUCAAAUUGUAUGGCAAGCUUAAAUAUGCAAAAUCAAAACUAUUUUACAGCUCAAAAUCAUGCAGCCAAUUAA